Molecule: messenger RNA, 1671 nt
Organism: Caenorhabditis remanei
Lineage: Eukaryota; Metazoa; Nematoda; Chromadorea; Rhabditida; Rhabditidae
Exons: 10
Coding region: 1-1671 (556 amino acids)
Source: RefSeq, a predicted model, not a curated record
AUGUCUCCAUUCCAGAAAGCACACAUACUCUGGAAACUCCAAUCACGAUCCACUUGGGAGUUGAAUUUUGUUCUUCUUUCUGCUCUCUUUCUGGUCCCUUUGGCAAGAAGCGACAAUGGUAAUAAAUUCAAUGACUUCCAACUACAGUAUGACAAGAAAGCGGACCGUAGUUCAAUGUUGUAUUGCUUCGUGUUCAAUGGUAAAAUCGCGAAUGUGGAUCCAAAUAAUGAAGAGAAAGGAUAUAAAUGCGAAGUGAACAUGCAGACUUGGACAAAAGACGACGACCACGCAAAGGAUUAUUGCGAAAGCAGAUUCCCGUACUACAUUAUUGGAGCAAAGCCAACAGCAGAAGCAACAACAACCUGCACAUUCCAAAUCAACCUAAAAUGUGCUGACGACUACUGGCAAAUCCAUGGAAAAUGCUACAAACUUUUUGAUCAGAAAUACACGUGGGAAAAAGCAAUCGAGCAGUGCUCCGCCAAUACUCAAGGAAAAGAUCCUCUGAUGAAACCGAAAGUUGCUCACUACUAUUCCAUCACGAUGAAUAAUUAUCUCCAAGAUAUGAUCGGUAUUCUUGAUGCAUGGGUUUACGUUUCGGAUCUCAGAGACUAUUUUGUGAAUGGAAAAGGGAAUGCGGCGGUGUAUGUUCAAGAUGGAGCAUAUAAAUUUGAUACCAGAAAAGGAGAUAUUCUCAUGGAUGAUCAUCUUUCAAAACAUCAAGUAAUAUGCGAGUAUACUCCUGGAAUGACAAUGGCUGAGAUGUUUUAUUUGGCUGAUAUUUACAGUGAGAUAUAUCCCAUCCAUGUUUAUACUGGUGGAGCAAUCAUUCCUUCUGCCAAUUUUAUGACAGUUCUCCAAACAGGCUUACGUCCCAUCAACGACCAAUCCAACUACGAUGGUAAAGCUGAAAAAUUCACGACUGAUAACAUUGGAGAUAUUUGUACGAGUAUUGGAAACAUUCUCAAUGUUAAUAGUUAUCCAAUGACUGCAAUUGAAGAAGAGUUCAAUGAUGUCAAGAGUUAUCUGAAGGAUCAACGAUUCUUUUUAACUAAUGCAUUUAAGAAUGACGGUUGUUCUCUGAAAGAUUUCAAACAAAAGAAUGGAAACGAUGCUGACUACCAGUUGUAUCAGGGUAAACAACGAGGAAAGGACAACUACUGUCACUCACAUAGUCUGAGUUUCAACAAGGAUGGUCGGUUCCCAACAAUGGCUGGAAUGAGAGCGCCUGCUCUCUGCACUCUUCAUUAUCCUACCGCUAUUAGGAAAUGUGAGGACUUUGGGGCGGCACUCUCUGGUUUCGAUUCUUAUGACGAGUAUAAGAAGGUUUUGGAUAAAUUGAAGCCGAAUCCUGCGAAGAAUCCAGGGUCAGUGUUAUCUCACUAUUUCCUCGGAGGACGAGCUCCAUGUAAAGUGGAUUGUGAUAAUGGGGCAAAUCGAUACUUAGCUAGUUGGGACAGCAAUGUAGCCGUUAAUACGACGUUCCUCAAUUCUUAUAACUUCAGACAAUUGUCGGCAAAAGAGGUAGCUCGUAUAUCUGUUCGAGAGGAUGAUAAUGCCUUUCAUCUUCACGAUUUCCACGAUUUCUCGAUUCAGUUUUAUGUCUGCGGCAAAUCGGCAAACUUCAAACGUUCGGAUAGAAUCAAGUCUGGACUGAAAGUGAUCGGAAAAUAA